This is a messenger RNA of Rhinopithecus roxellana (golden snub-nosed monkey), 1137 nucleotides long. It is a transcript of the gene PRSS16, whose product is annotated as serine protease 16. The transcript is spliced from 8 exons. The coding region runs from base 1 to 1137 and encodes 378 amino acids. Gene Ontology annotation, cellular component: endosome; lysosome. Gene Ontology annotation, molecular function: serine-type exopeptidase activity; dipeptidyl-peptidase activity. NCBI's taxonomy places the organism in Eukaryota, Metazoa, Chordata, Mammalia, Primates, Cercopithecidae. Gene Ontology annotation, biological process: proteolysis. The record is from RefSeq and is a predicted model, not a curated record.
AUGGGGAAAUCUUCAGGGAUUCUCAGCGAUGAGGACCGACCGAGUCCCCCCUCUGACCCUAGGCUGGCUGAUGUGGUCUCUGCCCGCCUGGCACUUUCCCGCCUCUUUAACGUCUCCUCCUCCAGCCGCUGGAUCUGCUUCGGAGGCUCCUAUGCCGGCUCCGUGGCCGCCUGGGCCCGGCUGAAGUUCCCCCAUCUCAUUUUCGCGUCCGUUGCCUCCUCCGCCCCGGUGCGGGCCGUGCUGGAUUUCUCCGAGUAUAAUGACGUGGUAUCCAGAAGCCUAAUGAGCACGGCGAUCGGCGGGUCCCUGGAGUGCCGGGCGGCGGUGUCCGCCGCCUUCGCGGAAGUGGAGCGGCGGCUGCGCUUGGGUGGAGCGGCUCAAGCAGCGUUGCGUACUGAGCUGAGCGCGUGUGGUAUCCUGGGCAGCGCUGAAAACCAGGCAGAGCUGCUGGGGGCGCUGCAGGCACUGGUGGGAGGUGCAGUGCAGUAUGAUGGGCAGGCGGGAGCGCCGCUAAGCGUGCGACAGCUCUGCGGACUUCUCCGGGGCGGGGGCAACCGCACCCACUCCACGCCCUACUGCGGUCUUCGUCGGGCGGUGCAGAUUGUCUUGCACAGCCUGGGCCAGAAGUGUUUAAGCUUUUCCCGAGCAGAGACAGUGGCACAACUGAGGAGCACAGAACCUCAACUGUCCGGUGUGGGUGACCGGCAGUGGUUGUACCAGACAUGUACCGAGUUCGGCUUCUAUGUCACCUGUGAGAAUCCCAGAUGUCCUUUCUCCCAGCUCCCUGCACUGCCCUCCCAGCUAGACCUAUGUGAGAAGGUGUUCGGGCUCUCAGCCUUGUCAGUAGCCCAGGCUGUGGCUCAGACAAACUCCUACUACGGUGGCCAGACCCCUGGGGCUAGCCAAGUGCUGUUUGUUAAUGGGGACACAGACCCCUGGCAUGUGCUAAGUGUAACGCAGGCUUUAGGAUCCUCAGAAUCAGCUCUUCUUAUCCGCACUGGCUCCCACUGCUUGGACAUGGCACCUGAGAGGCCCUCAGACUCCCCCAGCCUCCGCCUAGGGCGCCAGAACAUCUUUCAGCAGCUACAGACCUGGCUCAAGCUAGCAAAGGGGAGCCAGGUUAAGGGUGAGGUCUGA